This is a messenger RNA of Macrosiphum euphorbiae (potato aphid), 474 nucleotides long. NCBI's taxonomy places the organism in Eukaryota, Metazoa, Arthropoda, Insecta, Hemiptera, Aphididae. The record is from the annotation of a GenBank genome assembly.
AUGUACGAAAAAAUAGAGACCGAAAGAUUAAAUUUCAUACGAAAUCAUCAAAAUAAGCUUAGAACAGAUAAAUAUAUUCAUUUAAAAGAUGCCGUUGGAAGACAAGAUGUUGACGCAGAUCAACUUGGAAAAUUAGUUGUAUUGCCAUCAUCUUUUACUGGAGGCCCACGAUAUAUGCAUGAACGAGCACAAGAUGCACUAACGUACGUUCGAAAAUAUGGCAGCUCAGAUUUAUUCGUAACUUUUACGUGUAAUCCAAAAUGGCAAGAAAUUCAAGAAGCACUUUUACGAGGACAAAAACAUUACCAUUGCCCAGACAUCAUUGCAAGAGUAUUUAAUCGAGAAGUUAAGGAGUUAAUAGAUCUGUUGACGAAAAGAGAUUUGUUUGGGAAAGUGAGGUGCCAUAUAUAUUCCAUUGAAUGGCAAAAACGAGGCCUACCUCACGUACACAUACUACUAUGGUUGGAGAAUUGA